GUUGAGGUAUUGGAAUUUGAUAAACCAAGUUUUUGAGUGAAAGCGUACAUAAAUCCUAAUAGCACACUACUUGAUCGGUGAACAUGGGCGGUGGAGACGAUGAAUCGCUCGAUGCUGCGGCGGCGGCUCGCAGAGAGAGGCUGAGAGCCCUUAGGGCUGCUCAGGAACUCCUCAACACUCCCGACGACGAUGCUGCUUCUGAGAAUCAACCCGAGGAGAAAGAAAAUGACAAUGUUAAUAUGAAAUUUAGGAAUUACCUUCCUCACGACAAGCAAUUGCAAGAGGGUAAACUUGCCCCGCCCGUGUUGCCUAAAUUCAUAGACCCUGUACUUGCAGCUCCUCCACCAGAGGAAAAUACAGAGGAUCCUUUCCUCAACAUAGCACCAAAGAAACCAAAUUGGGAUUUGCGAAGGGAUGUGCAGAAGCGGCUUGACAAGCUCGAAAGGCGCACUCAGAAGGCUAUGUUAAUACUCAUGGAACGGGAGGAAGCAAACCGGAGGUCAGAAGCCACAGAAAUUGGUGGAGAAGAUUGAUGUAGUGACAUCAUUAUCCUUGUUUUUUUUUGAAAUGUAACUGAAAAACUUAACUAGCCUCAUGUAAUAGACAUUUUUUACUAUGAAGAGGGAAGAUUUUGUAACUAA
This is a messenger RNA of Salvia hispanica, 641 nucleotides long. RefSeq names its product Cwf18 pre-mRNA splicing factor. The record is from RefSeq and is a predicted model, not a curated record. NCBI's taxonomy places the organism in Eukaryota, Viridiplantae, Streptophyta, Magnoliopsida, Lamiales, Lamiaceae. Gene Ontology annotation, cellular component: post-mRNA release spliceosomal complex; U2-type spliceosomal complex.